AUGCCACAGCCGGCGACAGACGUGCAAAACUCUCCGCUCGUGAGCUCCUACCACAGCCUCCAGCAAUCCCCGCCUCAGUCGCGAAGUCGCUGUCCCGCCUUCCUACGCUACAAUGUGGUGCAGCGCACGCUCUCCGCUGCGGUGCUCGCGCCCGCUGUGACGAUGUUUCUAUGGCUGUCACCAGCUAUUGCCACGUCCACCGUCUGCAGCUUCAUGACGAGCACUUGCUCGUACGAAUACGCGUGCCUGGCGAACCGUAUUCGUCUCCGUCUCUUGACGAGACUGGAGGCACUCGAGAACACACGCAGCGACAGUGAGAGCAGCAGUAGCGGCUUCGUGACAGCCAGUCGGACGUUUGUCUUUGACAGUCCAUUAAACGCUCAAUUGCACCAAAGACAGUCAACCGACGGGCGUAUGACAACGACACGGGCGUUCCAGGAAGAACAGGAGGCCAGGGAGCUGGAACGGGUCAAUAGUGAGCUUAAAGAACAAGCACUUAGGCUACGACGCUGUGCUGUAACGGAUGUAGCCAAGUACUUGUUCGGAGGAAGAGAGUGGCUGGCGGCGCUGUGGAUUUCGGCGUUAAUGUGCUCGAUCUCGUCCUGCAUUUUCCUCCUGGCUAUAGAAGACAUACCGGUACUUGCAACGACGGAGUUUUACGAGUCUCGGUGGUUUUAUACCGUCGCGACGGGCUUCGUAGCUGCCAUGUGUGCGUGUCUGUCGCCGGACUGGCAGUAUGCAGUGGUUAUUUUCUUACAGAACGCGAUCUUUACGACUCUAACGCUACACUCGACGGCGUGUCCGAUGAACGAGCUGUCGUGUAACAUGGCAGUCAAGCCGGCGCAGGUUUUAUUGACCGGAAUGGUGGUCUUUCUUGUGUUCCGGUUUGCCACAUGUCGUAGCAAUGCUGAAGCCUUCUUGACCUUCACGCUGGACGCAGUGGGUCUCGUUUACAUCAUCGGCACGCUGUCGGUUCUUGUGGCGUUUGUGGACGACGAGCGACGGACACUUUACCGCAAGCUGCUCAUUGCACUUCUAUACGUUGUGUGGGCGUCCGAUACGGGAGCGUAUAUUACGGGUAAAUUACUGGCGAUGGCAAAGUAUCCGUAUUAUAACCCUCUCGCAGCACAUUUGUCCAAGAACAAAGACUACGAAGGUACAGUUGGAGCGAUCGGUUUCGGUAUUGUGGCUAUGGUCGUGUCUUCCGAUGUAUUGGAUCUCCCAGGUUCUUUUGGAACGAAAGUGGCGUUUACUGUAGUCGCGGUGGUGAUUGGCCGACUCGGAGACCUGUUUGAGAGUCUGUUAAAGCGAGCUGCAGGAGUCAAAGACUCGGGGACGCUGAUCCCAGGCCAUGGCGGAGUGCUAGAUCGUAUCGAUGCACUGAUGUUCGCUACGCUGGUGUUCUCACGGUACUAUGCGAUGGUGUACUGA
Molecule: messenger RNA, 1431 nt
Organism: Phytophthora infestans T30-4
Lineage: Eukaryota; Oomycota; Peronosporomycetes; Peronosporales; Peronosporaceae
Product: phosphatidate cytidylyltransferase, putative
Exons: 2
Coding region: 1-1431 (476 amino acids)
Biological process (GO): CDP-diacylglycerol biosynthetic process
Cellular component (GO): plasma membrane
Molecular function (GO): phosphatidate cytidylyltransferase activity
Source: RefSeq, a predicted model, not a curated record